GACCUGACAAGAUGGCGGCGCGCGAAUGAAACAUGCGGAGCUGAGAAGUUUUUCUUCCGAUUCUGAGUAACUUACGCUGUUUUCUGGACACUUAUAUACGUUCAAAGCCAUGGACCUGCUGCCGCGCAGCCACACGGAGUUCAGCUCUGCAGAGUACUGGGACAGGUUCUUCAAGAAGAGGGGAGAGAAGGCUUUCGAGUGGUAUGGAGAGUACCCUGAGCUGUGUGGAGUCCUGCACAAGUACAUGAAGCCUCAGGAGGCUGUGCUGGUUGUCGGAUGUGGGAACUCUCGGCUCAGUGAGGAUCUGUACGACGUGGGUUACCACGGUCUGACUAAUGUGGACAUCAGCGAGGUGGUGGUGAGACAGAUGGCAGAGAGGAACGCAGAGAAAAGGGCAGAGAUGAAGUUUCUGCAGAUGGAUGUCAUGAAGAUGGACUUUUCCGACUCCAGUUUCAGUGCAGUGCUUGACAAGGGCACCCUGGAUGCCCUAAUGCCAGACGACCAAUCAGAGACCCAGGAGCGGGUCACACGGAUGUUUGAUGAGGUCGGCAGGGUGUUAAAGGUCGGAGGUCGCUAUGUCAUCAUCACCCUGUCCCAGGAACACAUCCUGAAGAAGCUCAUGCAGUACUUCUCUCAGGAAGGCUGGAUCACCCGAGUCCACAAGGUGUCUGACAGUGACAGGGAGACGUCACAGAAGGAGAUGCCUCUGCCUGUCUUCAUCUUCGUCUUCACCAAGUUUAAGAAGAUGCCACAGAUGAACAAGAUCCUGGAGGUAUGUCUAGAUGGGACAGACACCAUGCAGAGGUUAUCUUGUGAGGAGGAUGUGAUGAAAGCUGUGAAAGAGAGACAGCACUACGCCAUGCUCAGACAACAGCUACAGAACAGAGGCCUGGAGGGAGAAACUGUGUCCCUGGAGCUGUUCUCCAGCAGCAGCAGCUCUUCUGUACCCAAAUAUGUCCUCCACAUCACAGACACAAACACAGUCAGGGCUACAGACAGGCAGUUUGCUGUCUUUAUUGUACCUCAGGGAAGAGAAGUGGAGUGGCUCUUUGCGACAGACGAUGGUAGGAGACAGCUGGCAGAGACUGCGGGGUUCAGGAGACUGGUGGUGGUCUCCCUGCAGAGGGAACAUCCUUAUGAGACCAUGGCGGACAUACAGAAGGAACUGUCAGCCAAAGUCAUGGAGCUGGCACCUCCGGGCUUCAAUAGGAAAAUACAGGUCCCAUUCCUGUCUGUAGGUGAGAACAUCGGUACCCGUACCGUGUGUUACGAGGGUACCAGUGACUUCAGCGGUCCGUACGUAGUGGAGGAUGUGGAGGGGGAGGAAGGAGUAAUCUUCAGGAACCUCAUCUUCAUGUCCAACAGGAACGCUGUCCAGUCUCAGGCCAGGAUGGUGCAAGAAACCCUUCCCAAGAAGAGGGGUCGGCGGCGAGCAGGGAAGAAGCUUGUGGUGGAUUGUGGGUACCUGGCCUGUCAGCAUCACAGGGUCAUGGUGGCAGGGCUGGGCUGUCUGCCUAAUGUCAGGCAGUUACUGGACACCAGACUGGAUGUUGUGUUGGUGGGUCUGGGUGGAGGGGGUCUUCCUCUCUUCUUACACAAACACUUCUCCAAGAUCCAGAUGGACGUAGUGGAGCUGGACCAGUCCAUUCUGCAGGUUGCAGAGGGGUGGUUUGGGUUCCAGCAGGAUGACAGAAUGAGAGUACACAUUGCUGACGGACUGGCCUACUUGGAGGAGAGGGCUAAACAGGGCAGCAGAAGUUGCCAUGUUGUGAUCCUGGAUGUGGACAGUAAGGACGUCACCCUGGGGAUGAGCUUUCCUCCACAGCCGUUCGUCCAAAAGGAAUGUUUGACAAAUGUCAGAGACGUGCUACAUGAUGAUGGUUUGUUCAUCCUGAACCUGUCCUGUCGGAACACCACCCUGCGAGCCUCUGCCAUAGAAACCGUCCGCUCCGUAUUUCCCAGGAUCCUCAGCAAGAAGAUCGAAGACGAAGUCAACGAGAUUCUCUUCUGCUUUCCUCGCGAGAAGGACGUUCAUGAGAGCGGGGACGCGGGACGAGCGGCGGAGUUUUCUUUAGAGGAGUUGGUGCACCUUAAGAAGGCGGUGGGGGUUGUGGAGAAGGUGGCGAAGGGUUGUGCACAGAAAUGGGACCAGACUCUGGAGCUUACAGAACUGUUGGAGGGGCUGAAGCUAGCGUGACACAUUGCCACAAAGCACUCUGUUACAAAGAAAUAUGUAGAAAACAAUGUUCACUAAUAUUUCAAAGUUUGUAGUCCCUUGCAAAGUUUAAAAGCAAAAUGCCUUCAUGAGUAGGCAUUACCCAUAACGAUGAUUUGAUAAAGAAAUUGAAUGAAAUUAAAUUACAUUCAAGUCCUUUUAAUGUUUUCAUUCUGGCCAGUGUACCCUGGGUAACAAUGUUGUAUUGUUUAAGUAUUGGAUACCAAUAGAGAAGUUAAAGUGAGGAUGCGGGAUGAGCGGUGGAGUUUUCCUUGGAGGAGUUUGGGCACUUUAAGAAGGCGGUGGGGGUUGUGGAGAAGGUGGCGAAAUGGGACCAGACUCUGGAGCUAACAGAACUGUUGGAGGGGCUGAAGCUUGCAUGACAUGAUAUAGUUACAAGAAAUUUAAGUCAAUCAAAGGGAAAAGAAGACCAUAGAAGCUAAAUUUAUCCAGAUUGAGUUUAUUUUGUGAUGUGAAACUGCAACAGUGCCCAACAAUUGUAAUGAGUUCUCUCCUCAAAAUCCAGAAGUUGCAGUAUUUGCACAUACAAGCAUAAAAGAUGAAUUUAUUUCUUAAUUAACUUAUAGUCACUGGAACAAAAAAGUUACUGAGUUUGUAUCAUUUAAACUAAUCUGUGUUUG
Molecule: messenger RNA, 2856 nt
Organism: Branchiostoma belcheri (Belcher's lancelet)
Lineage: Eukaryota; Metazoa; Chordata; Leptocardii; Amphioxiformes; Branchiostomatidae
Product: methyltransferase-like protein 13
Exons: 14
Coding region: 110-2197 (695 amino acids)
Source: RefSeq, a predicted model, not a curated record